AUGGCCUGCUGCUGCCUGCUGUACCGGGGCGACGUGGUUCCCAAGGACGUCAACGCCGCCAUCGCCGCCAUCAAGACCAAGCGCAGUAUUCAGUUCGUGGACUGGUGCCCCACGGGCUUUAAGGUCGGGAUCAACUACCAGCCUCCCACCGUGGUGCCCGGGGGCGACUUGGCCAAGGUGCAGCGCGCCGUGUGCAUGCUGAGCAACACGACCGCCAUCGCCUGGGCCCGCCUGGACCACAAGCUCGACCUGAUGCAUGCCAAGAGGGCCUUUGUGCACUGGUACGUGGGUGAGGGCAUGGAGGAGGGGGAGUUCUCAGAGGCCCGGGAGGAUAUGGCUGCCCUGGAGAUGAGGAUAUGA
This is a messenger RNA of Neogale vison (American mink), 360 nucleotides long. Its product is annotated as tubulin alpha chain-like. Gene Ontology annotation, molecular function: GTP binding; structural constituent of cytoskeleton. The record is from RefSeq and is a predicted model, not a curated record. Bases 1 to 360 code for a protein of 119 amino acids. Lineage: Eukaryota; Metazoa; Chordata; Mammalia; Carnivora; Mustelidae. The transcript has a single exon. Gene Ontology annotation, cellular component: microtubule; cytoplasm. Gene Ontology annotation, biological process: mitotic cell cycle; microtubule cytoskeleton organization.